UUCAAGAAAGAUCUCUUCAAUGGCUGCUCAUCCAGAUCAAACUCAAUCUCUCCAUGACUGAAUCAAAGAUCUGAUCAGUUUGACGUUUACUUUCGCUGAUUUUGCAAGACGAGGAACGAAAUGUCUCGGGUGUUCGAGUACUUCGUGGUUUGUGGGAUCGGUCCGGAGAUCCGAACACUAGAUGGUAACAGAGGCUACCAUGGAACCGGUAUCAUGUACUUGCCUUCACUUCUUGACCAGCAUCCUCCAGAGAAUCAGUCUCCUUCACCUCUCCCUCCUCCUCCCCAGCUUCCAACUUGCGUUUUGCCAGCUGGAGUGGAGUUCUACUCGUCUGGAUUUGAUCCCAAUGAUACGUCGACGUUGCCGCGGAGCUAUCCAAUUGUAUUGACCGAGGGGGAUGGAUCAAAAAUCUACCUUAGUUGCAUUUCCUUCCGGGACCCAGUUAGUGAUGAUGUUGCUGAAGCAUACCGGAUACCACCCAAUUCAUUUGCCGACAAAUGUAUCUGUCUUGUUUCUCGCUCACCCAUCUUCCGUGUCCUCCGAAAUUCCCUAGAGGAGAUAUUUGCACUUUGCUUUUCCCCUGGUGGAAGUAGCAAGCCGUUAUGGGAUGUGAUAGCUCAUGUUGUUUCCAAUGUACCCUUGCCUACUCCUGGGAAAGAUCGAGUGUUGUUCUCUAUUGAAAAUUGCCUGCUUUUUGUGGAGGCUCCACCAAAGGAAGGGCUGCCUCAUGCAGAUAUAUCAUUUCAGCCACUGGUCCAGUGCUUGGAUGUUGACAACUUAAUUAAACUUUUUACAGCUGUCUUGCUUGAACGGAGAAUUUUGCUUCGGUCAAACAAAUAUUCACUUUUAACUUUGGUGUCGGAGGCCAUAUGUCACUUAAUCUAUCCAUUUCGGUGGCAGCACGUCUACAUUCCGUUGCUAUUUUUCAGUGGAGUAGACUAUAUUGAUGCUCCUACGCCAUAUAUGAUGGGACUCUAUUCAGGUGUUGAUACGUCUCAUCUUGGAAUGGACGGUGUUGUAGUUGUGGACCUUGAGUAUAAUCAAAUUAGCUCGUCUGAGGAAAUACCCAAAAUUCCAGAACCUGAAUUAAGUUCUUUGCGUGGUGAGAUUCUGAAAUUGUUGUUUCCUAACUUAGUGGGAAUAGAUCAGAUUAAGGCUGGCCUGAGCAGUUCUCUGGAGCAUUAUUCAAGAGGUUGUAGUAAGCCUUGGGGAGAGGAUCACGACCUUCAACUUAGGCUAAUAUUCUUGAAGUUCUUUGCAUCAAUUUUAGGGGGCUACCGCAAUUUCAUUGAAAAUACUGCUACCCAAAUCUUCAACACCCACGCAUUUUUGAAGAAGCGUUCCCGGUCAACAAACCAACCACCAGAUCCCAUGAUAUCACAAUUUUUGGACUCUCAAGGUUUCCUGGAUUAUCUGGGAGAUAUCAUGCGCGCUGAACAUAACAACAGCAAUAAUCUCCUGGAGAAGUUGCAAGAUGCAAUUGGACGGGAUCAAAAUCCGAUUUCGAUUCUUCCAUCAUCAAUGGAAGACCCUGAUAUUGUGAGCAUAUCAGAUCCAGAUGUGGGAGUAUCUGGAUCAGGUACCAGAUACACCUAUGAUAGGUUCCCUUCCAACAUUAGAACAGAAGAGCAAGAAGAAAAGAGGAGGCAAAUUCUAGCAGCAGCAAGUGGAGCCUUUGAAUACUCAGGAAGGCAUACACCUAGCUCACCUUCUAUGCUGGGUAAGGACUCCAAGGCUGAAACACUUAGUCCAAUGGAGAGGGCUGCAGAGAGAGAGCGCAUGGUUUUGGACAUUAAGGUUAAGCUGCAGGGUUUGUGGCUGCGUCUUUUGAAGCUAGGAGCUACUGAUGAUCCAUUGUCGUCAUUUGAAUAUGGCACAAUCCUUGCAUUGAUCGAGUCUGAUGCAGAGGGUAUCGGUGGUAGUGGCUUUGUGGAAUGCAUAAGCGAACACAUACAUUCGGGAUGGAACUCCCAAUUAACUGAGGAACAAUUCAUUGCAGUGAAAGAAUUGCUCAAAACAGCUACCAGUCGAGCAACAUCCCGGAAUGAUGUGUCAACCAUUAGAGACGCCCUUGAGGUGUCUGCCCAGAUAUACAGAAAAGAUGCUAAUAAUGUUCCAGAUUAUAUCCAACGGCAUCUGAUUUCUCUAUCUAUCUGGGAGGAGUUAAGAUUCUGGGAAGGAUACUUUGACUAUCUAAUGGAGCGGUCUUCAAGCAAGUCUGCCAAUUAUGCAACCUUAGUGACCACGCAGCUCGUCCUCGUGGCAUCACACAUGGCUGGAUUGGGACUUGCAGAUAUUGAUGCUUGGUUCAUGAUUGAAACAAUUGCAGAGAAGAACAGUAUUGGGUACAAGCAGUUGAUAAAACUCAGAGGGUUUUUGUCACAUAUCCAGCAACUCCGUAUUGGUUACUGGGGCAUAUCAUCUGUGAAGGCUCAAUUUUUGUCAUCUCAUGGAUUGCCAUCUCCGCAUCCAAAAGAUGCCACGGAUGAUAAUCAUCAGCAUGCUGAGGCUUCUGGCAUUGGUAGGAGCUGGGUUCAGAGCAUGUUUAGCAGAGAAAGAGUCGCAUCUUCAAGAGCAAACUCUUUUGGGCGUGUUCGUAGAUGGACGACUGAUGGUGCUGCAAACGAGAACAUGUCUCCUGCAGCGCAAAAGAAGAUUCAGACCAGUGUUCGUGUACUUAGGGGCCACAGUGGUGCUGUUACUGCAUUACAUUGUGUGACAAGAAGAGAAGUAUGGGAUCUGGUGGGUGACCGUGAAGAUGCAGGCUUCUUUAUCAGCGGGAGCACGGAUUGUUUGGUUAAAAUAUGGGAUCCUAGCAUCCGUGGAUCUGAACUGCGGGCGACUUUGAAAGGACAUACAAGAACUGUUCGUGCUAUAAGUUCUGAUAGAGGAAAGGUGGUAUCAGGAUCUGAUGAUCAGUCUGUUAUUGUGUGGGAUAAGCAAACGUCUCAGCUUCUGGAAGAACUGAAAGGUCAUGAUGGGCAGGUCAGCUGUGUGCGGAUGUUGUCAGGUGAACGUGUCCUUACUGCUGCCCAUGAUGGGACCGUGAAGAUGUGGGAUGUUCGAACUGACACCUGUGUUGCAACAGUUGGCCGUUGCUCUAGUGCAGUUCUGUGCAUGGAAUAUGAUGACUCCACAGGGAUGCUGGCAGCUGCUGGUAGAGAUGCAGUUGCAACUAUUUGGGACAUCCGUGCUGGUCGGCAGAUGCACAAACUUCUAGGGCACACAAAAUGGAUCCGGUCUAUUAGAAUGGUUGGAGAGACUAUUGUUACUGGUAGUGAUGAUUGGACUGCAAGAGUGUGGUCUGUUUCUCGUGGAACAUGUGAUGCUGUCCUAGCCUGCCAUGCUGGCCCAAUACCAUGUGUUGAGUAUUCGGCACCAGAUAAAGGAAUUAUAACAGGUUCAACCGAUGGGCUGCUUCGAUUUUGGGAAAGUGAGGAGGGAGGCAUAAGAUGCGUGAAGAAUGUUACAAUUCAUAAUGCUGCUAUAUUAUCGAUUAAUGCUGGGGAACAUUGGUUAGGAAUUGGUGCAUCUGACAAUUCUAUGUCUCUUUUUCAUCGGCCUCAAGAGAGACUUGGUGGUGUUUCUAGCCCAGGGUCAAAAAUUCCUGGGUGGCAACUCUAUCGAACACCACAAAGGACAGUUGCUGCGGUAAGAUGUGUGGCAUCUGACCUUGAAAGGAAGAGGAUAUGCAGUGGUGGCCGUAAUGGACUUCUAAGGCUAUGGGAAGCUACCAUUAACAUUUAAGUAUGUAUUUCUGGUCAGUUGUGAAGUUCAUUGGUGGGAGUGCUUAUGGUAGCGAGUAUUCUUUUCCUGUUUCCUUCUACCUAUCUGUGUAAUCUGUGUAAAGUGCUGACAUUCAAGAUGACAAGUGUCCUUCAAAUUGGCUUUAUUUGUUUGUACGUCGAGAUUAUUGUCCUUUUCAUGCGAUGGUAAGGCUGUUACAAUCAAAUGAUUUCGGUGGUUCUAUUGGAACAUGAACAAUAUCUGAACGGCAAGAACUCUUCUCCGCCAUAUGUGGAGUAAAGGAUGCAGGUGUGGUGGAGUCGAGUCUCUUUUAACGGGGGGAAGUCGUGUGUACUGGUUUGCCCUUUUUCCAUUUUUGUAUCAUUUAAUAAAAUAUAGAAGAGAAAUGUCUUUCCACCUAUUGGAAGUAUCCUGCUAUGGGUUACCCUUUUUCAUCUGUAUUCAUAUAUUCAUAAAUUUCAUAGCUUUAAACUCA
Tripterygium wilfordii is the source of this 4222-nucleotide messenger RNA. Its product is annotated as DENN domain and WD repeat-containing protein SCD1. The record is from RefSeq and is a predicted model, not a curated record. The transcript has 31 exons. NCBI's taxonomy places the organism in Eukaryota, Viridiplantae, Streptophyta, Magnoliopsida, Celastrales, Celastraceae. Gene Ontology annotation, cellular component: cytoplasmic vesicle. Gene Ontology annotation, biological process: regulation of Rab protein signal transduction. Gene Ontology annotation, molecular function: protein binding. Bases 121 to 3747 code for a protein of 1208 amino acids.